AUGUCUGCGAAUAAGAAGGCGCGUACUCAGCCUCCGUACGAGUUGCUGUACUGGCCUGGCAUUCCAGGACGUGGAGAGUUUAUUCGUCUGGCGUUCGAAGCAGCAGGCGUCUCCUACAAAGAUGUCGCCAACGAAGCCGAGGAUGGCAUGAAAGUCGUCGCAAGUCUCACCGAUCAAAGCUCCACAGGCUCCGACGGUAAUCCUCCCACCUUCGCACCACCCGCCCUGCGCAUCCCCGGCGAAGGCAAGAAUGGCGCUGCGCUGUUGAUCUACCAAACACCCUCCAUUCUCUCCUACCUCGGAGAUAAGCUCGGUCUCAGUGGCGCAGACGAGGCAGAGAAGUCGUGGAUCCUGUCGCAUACGCUGACGGCGCUGGACCUCAACAAUGAAGCCCACGAUACACACCACCCCGUUGCGGUUGCGAAAUACUACGAGGACCAGAAGGAGGAAUCGUUGAAGAAGGCAACGGAUUUCCGCGAGAACCGCAUCCCUAAGUUCCUGGGCUACUUCGAGCGCGUGCUCAAGGGCAACGAGGCGCAAGGACAAGGCAAGUUCCUUGUCGGGGGUAGUCUGAGCUAUGCCGAUACUACACUCUGGCAUGUGCUGAGUGGAUUGGAGUUUGCAUUCCCAAAGGAAAUGGAGGCAAGGAAGAAGGACUACCCGCUCUUAUUUGAAAGCUUCUAUAACAGUGUCAAAGAGACCAAAGGAAUCAAAGAAUACCUAGGUAGCGAGAGGCGAAAGCCGUUUAGCAUGGGUAUCUUCAGGCAUUACCCUGAGCUGGACAGGCAGUAG
This is a messenger RNA of Alternaria atra, 792 nucleotides long. RefSeq lists its product as uncharacterized. Bases 1 to 792 code for a protein of 263 amino acids. The record is from RefSeq and is a predicted model, not a curated record. The transcript is spliced from 2 exons. Gene Ontology annotation, molecular function: glutathione transferase activity. NCBI's taxonomy places the organism in Eukaryota, Fungi, Ascomycota, Dothideomycetes, Pleosporales, Pleosporaceae. Gene Ontology annotation, biological process: glutathione metabolic process.